GUAUUUAACUUGGUCUUCUCCACUUCUGUUGCUGCAACCGAGAGACAGAGCGAGCGAGGGGAGAGAGAUGGAGAAGACCAAAGCCAGAGUCGCAUCAAUCUUCGUAUACCCAAUAAAGUCCUGCCGCGGGAUUUCCGUUCCUCAGGCACCGCUCACUCCCACCGGAUUUCGGUGGGACCGGCAAUGGGUAGUUGUGAACAGUAAAGGCAGGGCAUACACUCAAAGAGUUGAACCCAAGCUUGCUCUGGUAACUGUCAAGCUUCCUGAUGAGGCCUUUUCAGAGGGUUGGCUACCGACUGCCUAUUCCUUUUUAGUACUGAAGGCUCCUGGUAUGAAUGAGCUGAAGAUUUCUUUGAGCAAGCCCGGUGAGGUUACUGAUGGCGUCUCGGUAUGGGAAUGGUCCGGCUCUGCAUGGGACGAAGGGCAUGAAGCGGCGAACUGGUUUUCGAACUAUCUUGGAAAACCGAGCCGACUAGUUCGUUUCAAUGCAGCGUCAGAAACUCGGCCUGUGGAUCCUCAAUAUGCUAAUGGACAUAAUAUCAUGUUCUCCGACGGAUAUCCGUUCUUGCUGCUAUCUCAGGGAUCAUUGGAUGCGCUCAAUAAUCUUCUCAAGGAGCCAGUACCAAUAAAUCGUUUUAGACCAAACAUUUUCGUUGAUGGCUGUGAACCGUUCUCCGAGGACCUAUGGACAGAGGUCGAGAUUAACAAGAUCACUUUCCGGGGUGUCAAGCUCUGCUCUCGCUGUAAGGUACCGUCGAUUGAUCAAGAGACUGCUGUAGUAAAGCCAGAGAUUAAUGAAACUCUAAAGAAGUUUCGCUCGGAUAAAGUGUUGCGCCCAACUGGAAAGCAGCAGGGAAAGGUUUUCAUGGGGCAGAACAUGGUUCUAAAGGACUUCCUUAAGGACGGGAAGGGCAAGGUCAUCAAAGUCGGAGAUCCGGUCAAUGUCGUCAAGAUGGUAUCAUCUGCUGCCGAAGCAGCUGCUUAAAGUUUGAAGCUUUGUAACGCCGCCGCUGCAUGUAUUGCUAAUGCAUAAUGCAUUGCUCACGAGUUAGGACUUGGGAAUUUGGAGCGACCGGCAGAAUCUUAUUGCUGCGCAUGAAUGAACCGAUCCGUCUGUAUAUACUAAAUAAAAGAUCCGUCUGUGGCUAU
Molecule: messenger RNA, 1149 nt
Organism: Rhodamnia argentea
Lineage: Eukaryota; Viridiplantae; Streptophyta; Magnoliopsida; Myrtales; Myrtaceae
Product: mitochondrial amidoxime reducing component 2
Exons: 8
Coding region: 68-985 (305 amino acids)
Molecular function (GO): pyridoxal phosphate binding; molybdenum ion binding; catalytic activity
Source: RefSeq, a predicted model, not a curated record